UGGAGAGGAGAGAAGCAGAGAGACAGAGAGAGAAAGAGAAGAGAGAGAGGGAGAUGCAGGAGAUGUAUGAGGCGUGGGAGAGGGAGAGACAGGAGAUGUAUGAGGAAUGGGAGAGGGAGAGGAGAGUAGCAGCUUUAAGAAACGCAAUUGAAGAUUUACUUGAUGCAUUUAUACAUGAAUUGCGUAUGAAUUUAUCUUUUUAGAAAAAUCUCUUUACAUUCCGUUAGCAAUCAAUUAAUGCAAUAAAUGCUCAGCGGAAAAAUAAUGUUUAAUCUUGUAAUGAAAUGAAAUGUCAUAAAUUGCUUGAGUGCUGUACUUCUGGUGUCUUCAUGUGCACAACACGAACAUAAAAACUUGAUCAAUCAUUAUCAUAACUCAAGCUCGAUGGUAUGUUAAAUGAUUUGUAUAUAUCAAGUUUUCUUGUCUUGAUUUUCAUUUACUUUUGAUCAUUCAAAUUCUGUUUUCAUAUCCUCACUCUGUUAACUUGAAUGCAUAUUAUCACUGUUUUUGAAUCUUACAUAGUUUAUUUAUUUAGUUUUUUCUGUUAGUCAAAGUGUGUCAUUAAUUUCAGAGACAAUGUUGUUAUAUUCUUUCAUAGUGUACUCUAUUGCUUUUAUUUCCUGAUGAAUAAAGUUUAUUGACAAUACUUUGUGCAUUUAUUUGAGAGAGACUUUGAAUACAAGACUUUUAUUUGUUAUGGAGAACUGAACUCUUAUAAAAGUAACUUUAUGCCAGAAGAGGAUUAGGGCCACCUGUGAAUUUUUUUUUUUAUUUUUUUUUUUUAUUUUUUUUUUUUUAGUUCUGACUUUAAAGUCAGAGUUCUGAGAAUUAAGUCAGAUAACAUUGAGUAUGGUUGACAAACAGUAAACAGAAUUUGGUAGAGGAAUUCCGGUUCCGGAGGUAAAUUUGCCAUUCAUUCACUCCAUUUACAUUUCAUAAAAUGUUCAUUGUGUGUCUGACUGAGCACCCUGACCAGAUAGCUGCCGGGCAUUUUUCCAGAAUUUGCCACUUUAUAAAUUUGCCUUGCGUAUUUUUGGUGGUAAUCCUGAGUGGGGGUACGCUUCAGUGUUUCGCAGUUGACUAGAUUCCUGGUCUUGGAUGAUUCACUGAGUUCAGCAUUUAAAGAUGCCUUGAGCUCAACAAGCCACUGAAGACUAGCUAGGUGAGUUAGCCACCUUUUGUAAGCAGGUAAAGUUGGGGUGUCUCUACAGUUUGUUUCCCUUCAUUUAUACUCUGCACAGUGAUGUGGUUUUGUGUGAAAUGACUGCUUUUGUGUUGGUCAUGUUGUGAUGUGUGGCCCUAAUUAAUACCUAUGUGCAGUAACUUUUUGUGACCUUUUGGUUGUGGUAACUGGACUCCACUUUUGUUGGGUCGCUUAUGGUUGCAGCUUAAGUGUAAGCUGGCAGCAAUUUUGUGUAGUGGUGACUACGCAGUGAUGCCAUUUUGUUUGUGGUUGCUGCAGUCCACUUUUGGUGUAGUCACGUUGGGUUUUGCUGCUUUAGUGUAUUAUUAGUGUGAUUGGGAUGGCGUCACUCCCCAGAUCAGUGAAUCUUGAGUGGUGGGUAUGGCUUUCCAAUUUGUCCAGUCACUUUGUCUCUUUCUGUUGCUCUCCAUUAUAUAGUAACGAGUGGUUGGAGAUCACAAGGUGUCCAUUUUGGGUGUGGUAGUGGCAGUUCACUUUUGUUGGGUCACUUGCAGUUGCAGCUUAGGUGUAAGCUGGAAACAUUUGGGUCUGGUAGUGGCUACACAGUGACACCUUUUGCACCUGAGUGAACUGUUGGGUAUUUAAAUGAGCAGAAAGUAUCUACUCUGUGGCAAGCUGCUAUUCUUGCUGAUGAGUUUGUGCUUAUCCACAAAAGCGCCUUUAUUAGGCACGAUUCUUCUCCUCAAUGUGAAACUGCUUUUGAGUCUGGGGACACGUGUUCCACGUGCUAGUACAUCUGUCUCUGCUCCUAAGGCAGAUAAGCAAUGUUUUAUCUGUCAUAAAGCUGACCAUCUAGUUGCCGACCGCAAUGCAUGGAAACUUAAGCAGCAGGAGGCAGUUUCAAAGCCCAAGGAUGAGGGGCUAGUUAAAACAGUAGCCAGUUGUCCAGCACCCACCAUUCAAACAGUACCUGAUGAGUGUUUCAAACCUUUCAUUUUCCCUGCAUUUGUCUCGCUCACAGGAAAGGCGGAUGAUCAGCAUUCUGUCACAGUGUUGCGAGACACUAGUGGCUCCCAGUCAUUCAUCCUUUCCACUGUACUGCCCUUGAGUGAGGAGUCUGCUUGUGGCACGAGCGCAAUCGUAAGAGGUAUUGGGAUGGGAUUUGUACCGGCACCUCUUCACCACAUUCACAUCCAGUCUAACCUUAAAACUGGUUUCUUCCGGGUAGCUGUGCGUUCCUCGUUCCCCAUCGAUGGUGUUGAUUUUAUUAUGGGUAAUGACAUAGCUGGGGGUAAAAUAUAUCCAUCACCCAAAGUCAUUGACAACCCAAUUGCAGAAUCUAGACAUGAUGAUCUGGUCCAAUGUCACCCUGACGUGUUCAGUUAGUGUGCUAUCUAGAACUCAAGCCAGAAAACAAGCUCAGGAUGUUGAUCUGUCUGACUCUGUUUUUGCUUUGCCUUAUCUGAGGACAGGCUGCCACCUACAGGGGGGAAAGGAAAACUGUACUGCAGGCCUAGAAAAGUGCGAAGGUGUGGCAGAACCUGUUGCUGCUCAUGUGCUGCCACUGACCCCUGAGGCACUCAUCAGCUCCCAGUCAGGUGACCCAUCUUUAAGGAAAUGUUUUGCAGCAGUUGAGGAUGUCAGUAAGUGUACUGAGAUUCAGUCAUUCUUCUUAGAUAACAGGGUGUUGAUGCAGAGAUGGAUUUCACAACUAGGAAAAACCAAUGCAGUUGGUGACUGGGCUUAAUUCACAACAGCCAUAAAACAUUUUCUUAAAUCUAUCCUGUCCUCCCCAGGACAGUGACACUUCGAUGCAACAGAUGGGACAACAAAUGUCAUCUUAUCUACAUUUCACUAUCUUCCCAUGUGGAGGAUGUGCCCCACCUGUGCCUCUCUGACACCUCAAGCAACAUGACAUUCCUCCUCUCACGUCCUGCUCCUGUCAUUACAGCACAUUGAUCACAGACAGGAAAACAACGUAAUUUCUUACAUUUUCCUCUGGAACUACUGGACACGCAGCAAUGUUCAUCUUCAUAAGAGAGCAGUGCAGCUGAUACUGGAUGUGGUUUGGUGCACAUUUAAAGCAUCUGCGGUUUCUUGCAGACAUUCAGAACUCUGCUUCUUCAUUUAAACUGCAGAAUCUUCUCUGUGCUCUUUGACUCAAACAUGGCCAGCAAGUCUUACAACCCAGACAUGACUGACAACUCAGGACAGAUCAUCACAAAUAACAAGCAGCUGAGGAUAGUGAUGGUGGGGAAGACUGGAGCUGGGAAGAGUGCUGCUGGAAACACCAUCCUGGGACGAAAGGGCUUUGAAUCAAAGUGCACAUCUAAGUCUGUGACUGUUGACUGUUUCAAGCAUGAAUGUGUGAUAGAUGGGCAACAGAUUGCUGUCAUUGACACUCCAGGCCUGUUUGACAACAGGUUUGAUGAGACUAAAACAGCCAAAGAUGUGAGCCAGUGCAUUCGUUUCUCUGCUCCUGGACCCCAUGUGUUUCUGGUGGUCAUUGGUGUGGGCAGAUUCACUGCAGAGGAAAAGCAGACGGUGCAAAAGAUUCAAGAAAUAUUUGGCCAGGAUGCAGACAGAUACAGCAUGGUUCUCUUUACUCGUGGUGACGAUCUUGAAGAAACGACCAUCGAGAAAUUCAUGAGUGACGACGCCGACCUUCAAGAACUUGUGGCCAGAUGUAACAACCAGUACCACGUCUUCAACAAUAAGGAGAAGAAGGAUCGCUCACAGGUCAAUGAGCUGCUCCAGAAGAUCAGAAAUAUAGCGCAGAGGAACGGAGGAAGCCACUACACCAACGAGAUGUUCCAAAAGGCCGAGAGGAAAAUCGAAGAGGAGCUGAGGAUAGUGAUGGUGGGGAAGACUGGAGCUGGGAAGAGUGCUGCUGGAAACACCAUCCUGGGACGAAAGGGCUUUGAAUCAAAGUGCACGUCUAAGUCUGUGACUGUUGACUGUUUCAAGCAUGAAUGUGUGAUAGAUGGGCAACAGAUUGCUGUCAUUGACACUCCGGGCCUGUUUGACAACAGGUUUGAUGAGACUAAAACAGCCAAAGAUGUGAGCCAGUGCAUCCGUUUCGCUGCUCCAGGACCCCAUGUGUUUCUGGUGGUCAUUGGUGUGGGCAGAUUCACUGCAGAGGAAAAGCAGACGGUGCAAAAGAUUCAAGAAAUAUUUGGCCAGGAUGCAGACAGAUACAGCAUGGUUCUCUUUACUCGUGGUGACGAUCUUGAAGAAACGACCAUCGAGAAAUUCGUAGAAGAAGACACCGACCUCCAAGAACUUGUGGCCAGAUGUAACAACCAGUACCACGUCUUCAACAAUAAGGAGAAGAAGGAUCGCUCACAGGUCAAUGAGCUGCUCCAGAAGAUCAGAAAUAUAGCGCAGAGGAACGGAGGAAGCCACUACACCAACGAGAUGUUCCAAAAGGCCGAGAGGAAAAUCGAAGAGGAGAAACAACGCAUCCUGAAAGCAAAAGAAGAACAAAUACAGAAAGAGAGAGAGGAACUGAAGAGGGAAUUUCAGGAAAAAUAUGAAAAAGAAAUUAAGAAAAUUCAAGAGCAAUUUGAGCUAAACAGCAGAUCUUACAAUAUGUUUCAGGUUCAUCUUCAUAAGAGAGCAGUGCAGCUGAUACUGGAUGUGGUUUGGUGCAAGAGUGCUGCUGGAAAGAGUGCUGCUGGAAACACCGUCCUGGGACGAAAGGGCUUUGAAUCAAAGUGCACGUCUAAGUCUGUGACUGUUGACUGUUUCAAGCAUGAAUGUGUGAUAGAUGGGCAACAGAUUGCUGUCAUUGACACUCCGGGCCUGUUUGACAACAGGUGUGAUGAGACUAAAACAGCCAAAGAAGUGAGCCAGUGCAUUCUUUUCUCUGCUCCUGGACCCCAUGUGUUUCUGGUGGUCAUUGGUGUGGGCAGAUUCACUGCAGAGGAAAAGCAGACGGUGCAAAAGAUUCAAGAAAUAUUUGGCCAGGAUGCAGACAGAUACAGCAUGGUUCUCUUUACUCGUGGUGACGAUCUUGAAGAAACAACCAUCGAGAAAUUCGUAGAAGAAGACACCGACCUCCAAGAACUUGUGGCCAGAUGUAACAACCAGUACCACGUCUUCAACAAUAAGAUGAAGAAGGAUCGCUCACAGGUCAAUGAGCUGCUCCAGAAGAUCAGAGAUGUAGUGCAGAGGAACGGAGGAAGCCACUACACCAACGAGAUGUUCCAAAAGGCUGAGAGGGAAAUGGAAGAGGAAAAACAACGCAUCCUGAGAGCAGAAGAAGAAAAAAUACAAAAAGAGAGAGAGGAACUGGCGAAGGAACUUCUGAAAGAACAAGAAAAAGACAUUAAGAAAAUGCAAAAGCAACACAAGGCUGAGAGAGAGAGGGAGAGGAAAGAGAGAGAGGAGGAGAAGAGGAGGGAGAGGGAGGAGAGAGAAGCAGAGAGAAAGAGGGAGAGA
Messenger RNA from Acanthopagrus latus (yellowfin seabream), 5587 nucleotides. Its product is annotated as GTPase IMAP family member 8-like. Gene Ontology annotation, molecular function: GTP binding. Lineage: Eukaryota; Metazoa; Chordata; Actinopteri; Spariformes; Sparidae. The transcript is spliced from 6 exons. The annotation marks the transcript as partial. The record is from RefSeq and is a predicted model, not a curated record.